Messenger RNA from Ceratosolen solmsi marchali, 838 nucleotides. Its product is annotated as trypsin iota-like. Gene Ontology annotation, molecular function: serine-type endopeptidase activity. Lineage: Eukaryota; Metazoa; Arthropoda; Insecta; Hymenoptera; Agaonidae. Gene Ontology annotation, biological process: proteolysis. Bases 26 to 772 code for a protein of 248 amino acids. The transcript has 3 exons. The record is from RefSeq and is a predicted model, not a curated record.
AUUUGAUAUUGCAAAUGCGAAAGCCAUGAUAGGAGAAAAUGUUAAACAAGUACGGAACAAUGAAUAUCCUUAUAUCGUGUCUAUCGUAAAAAUUUCUACUGUCCCCACUGAAUCAAUUGUUCAUAUAUGCACUGGAACACUAAUAGCAAAACGAGAUGUUAUAACAAUUGGACAUUGUUUAAUAAAUCAACAUAUAUGGAGUAUUCGAGUAAUGGUUGGAUCUAUUCAUUUAGAUGCUGGUUUAAAGUUCUAUCCGUUGUGGUGGAAAAUGUAUAAUGAGUGGGCUGAGAAGAACAAUUUUUCUCAUAAAAAUUUAAUCGAUGAUAUUGCUGUGAUGAGAUUAUCUGAAAAAAUUCCUGCUAAUAUCAAACCAGUUGGCCUUUUGACUCUAUCGAAAUCAAAUUUAUUUGGAUUAAACGUGACGACUGCGGGUUGGGGUUUAUCAAACACUGGUUCACUUAAUAAUGUCAUGGAGAAAGUGACUCUAAAAAUUUUGACAGAUAAUGAGGUGAAUGAUCGAGUACUCGAUGUAUUAGGGCACGAACUUUUUGUGGAUCCAGAAAUUAUUUGCAGUGCUUCUGAACCGUUUGCAUUAUUGCAGUUUGGUGACAGUGGUGGUCCUUUGUUAUACAAUGAUAUGAUUAUUGGUGUUAAUAUCGGAACGGCUCCAUUACCAACUCAACCUACACAUCCAAAAAAAAUAAAUAUUCAUUUUAAUAUUAAUCAUUAUAGGAUAUUUAUUUUACAUGUGAUGAAUACGCGUAAUAAUUAAUAUUUAAUUAAAAGUGAUUUAGAACUUAUUAAGUCAUUAUAUAUUCGCGGUUAUCUUAUAUUUUGC